UUGGCUGCCCUUUAGAGCACAUGACUCUGAAACAGCCACUGCGCUCUGUCCAUCCCCAAUGUAAACAUACGGAAUACAGCGAUAUUACAGGAUAAAGUUUAACAAUGUCGUUACGAGGCGUUUUGAAGCUUAGUCUCCGCUCAAAUUUUGGGUUAUUGUACUCACUUACCCCAGCAAGCAGAGUUGGUGUGAAAACAGCAGGUACUCACACCAGACACAGCAGCAGCAGCAGCAGUUCAGAGCUCAUCAGCCGGUAUCCAGUGCCAAACAAGAAGAACCUGCCUUUUGAUAUUGUGGAGCUGAUGGAGGAGGUUGAACAGAAGGGAGGGUUUUUGCCCAAUGUCUUCAAGGUUCUCGCCCAUCGUCCUGCUGAAUUUCGGGCUUUCUUCUCUUACUAUAAUGCCCUUAUGAACAAGGAAAGUGGUGCUCUGUCAAAAGCGGACCGGGAACUGAUUGUGGUUGCAACCAGUGCUCACAAUCACUGCUUGUAUUGUGUGGUAUCCCAUAGUGCAUUGCACCGCAUCUAUUCCAAAAAGCCCAUGCUGGCUGAUCAGGUUGCAGUUAAUUACAAGGUUGCAGAGCUGAGCGCCCGUGAGAAGGCCAUGCUGGACUUUGCUCUGACAGUCUGCAGGAGUGAAACAGUAACUGAAGAACAUCUCAGCACCCUGGAGGCUCAUGGUUUUGACCGAGAGGAUAUUUGGGACAUUGCUGCCAUUGCUGCCUUCUUUGCUCUGUCCAACCGCAUGGCCCAUCUGACUGACAUGAGACCUAACGCAGAGUUUUACAACAUGGGGAGAGUGCCGAGAGACAAAGCAAAAGCCUCUGAUGGGCAGGUCAAGGACGAAUAGACUCAUAUCAGACUUUAGAUUAAAGUUAUAUUUUUUUAUAACACCAAAUCCUUCAAAACUGUCAAAUAAUCAUGAAGAGAUGAUUGUUAAAACACUGUUUUGCAAAAUAUCACCCAAAGUUCCUUCUCUAACCCUUUCACUAAUGUUUGCACAUUUAGCUUUUAAGCUUCUUUGAAUACUCUUCACACUGAGAAAUUCAUCCUUGUGGCCUUUUCGUUUGCUUAAAUUUGUUAGUCUUUGUGUAUUUAUUAAAAAGAGAGAGAUCUGAAUAUCCACUUGCACAAAUGCAUUCACAAAUCACUAUAACAUACAGCUGUGAGCAGGGUUAUUGCUAUCUAAAAACUAAAACCAUAACAAAACAUUUUAAUCAUUCGAAAUGAACAUUACCUGAAAUAAAAUAAAAUGAGAUAUAUAAACUUUAACUUAUUUUAUUGUUUUCAUUUAGUUUGACUUGAAGUACUGAAGUAACAAUCUAAAUUACCUCAAAUUAAAAACUGUGUACCCUAUACAUAUUUAAAAACAACAAAAAUGAAACUUAACUAAAACUUGAAUUAAAAUUAAAACGAAAACAUAAAUUCAAAAUAUUAACAAUAAAUAUAAUAGUAUCUCAGUGAUAGUAAAAUAACAUUGGUUGUAAAGACAUACAUUUUUUGAAUGACUCUCUUUUGCAAUCAGAUAAUCACCUAAUUUAUAAGUUAUGUGAACAUUUGUUACUGAUAUUAUUAGCUGCAUUUAAGUUUAUUAGUUUAACUGAAUAAUAGAGCUGCGGAUCAGGCCAGCAAACCUUUUGAGAAUUAUUUUUACCAUCUUAAGCGCUGAGAUGAAGUGUUAAUGUGGAUAUGCAGUGCUUUGUUUUCUCUGAGCAUUACACUGUUUAACUGUUGUGGGUUUCAAUAGGUCUUCUGAAAUAUUUUUAAACAAGCCAUGCUGUAUCUGAAAUGAUUUCUGUUGUCAUGAGCUGGAAACAUCACAUUUGCAUGCAGCCAAACUUGAAUAUAAAAAGUGAAACCUGUUAGUCUGUUUUCAAGAGAUUGUCAUUUUAGAGGUUAAUAAAUAAUCAAUUUAUAACUUGUGCAAA
Messenger RNA from Onychostoma macrolepis, 1926 nucleotides. RefSeq lists its product as uncharacterized. The coding region runs from base 105 to 848 and encodes 247 amino acids. Gene Ontology annotation, molecular function: peroxiredoxin activity. The record is from RefSeq and is a predicted model, not a curated record. NCBI's taxonomy places the organism in Eukaryota, Metazoa, Chordata, Actinopteri, Cypriniformes, Cyprinidae. The transcript has 5 exons.